Oldenlandia corymbosa var. corymbosa is the source of this 3243-nucleotide messenger RNA. The record is from the annotation of a GenBank genome assembly. Lineage: Eukaryota; Viridiplantae; Streptophyta; Magnoliopsida; Gentianales; Rubiaceae.
AGGAAAUGACACAGAGCUCUACACCAUUCUGAAAUUACAACAACUUACAACAAGCAGCAAACAGCCAACACAGCCGCUAACAUGUUGCACCCUUCCUUACAUAUAACUAUUUAAAAAUAUACUCCUACAUACGUACUAUUCCCAACUCUACCGAUUUAUAUGUACUUUGAUUGUGUAUAUUAUAUUUUUCAUAUAGAUUGGUUUGGUGUGUGUGUGUGUGUGUUUUGAGGGGGGGUGGCCCACCAGCUCAAUCUUUUGGCUGACCAAAUUUGAAAAAUAUUGUGGGCAAGAUAAAAACUUUAAAAAGAUGGGGAGAAAGAAAGCUUUGUAACUUUAGUUGUAAGUUGUAAGACUACAUACAUACAGUAGAGAGAGAGAGAGAGAGAGAGGCAGAAAGGGAGAGGGAUGUUAGAUAAAGAGAGGAAAUAUUCUGUUUAGCUUUUCAAGUGUGUGUGUGUUUGUGUGUGUUUGUGUUUUUUGGUUGUUUUCUUCUGUAAUCAAACAAAGGUCUUCGUUCCAAGUCCAACCCAAGUCCAGAUCUCUCUCUGCAACCCAACAAAGAGAGUCUUCUCUUCUCAUCUCAUCCCCUCUCCCCAGAUAUUGUGCUUUUUUUAAAAAAAAAAUAAAUAAAGAUUAAUCCUUUUUUUUCUUUCAUUUUGGAAGUGUUUGAAUUGGGUUGUUUGUUGGUUUAUUUGGACUUCUUCCCAAGUAUAAUCAAUCUUUUGGCAUAAUCUGUGAGAGAACUAUUAGCUAGCUACCUUCUAAAGAGCUGCUUCUGAAUAAUACCCCCAAAGUUUUCUUUUAUCUGUUUGUAUUUGGAGAAACUCUUUGCUUGUUCUUUCCCCUCUUUAUUUUGUUCCUUUGCUCCGUUUUUGGGUUCUUCUUCAAUUAAAAAAAAAAAAAAAGAAGCUUGUUUUUGUGUAACUAGCUAAGGGGUUUACUUCAUAUAAAACCACCACUUUUUUUUCUUUCUCCUGUGUUAGUCUUUUUUUGUUCCAUAUGUUAGUCAUGUCUGGUAAUGUCUUUACUACGACUGUCCCUUCUUCAGUCAAUGGUUUUGCAUCUCAGGAAGCUGAUGCAAACCCUAAUAAUCUUCUUAAACCUGUCAACCCCUCAGCUGGCAAGAAGAAGAGAAAUCUACCAGGAAAUCCAGAUCCAGAUGCAGAAGUGAUUGCUUUAUCGCCAAAAACACUCAUGGCGACUAACAGAUUCAUCUGUGAAAUCUGCAACAAGGGAUUCCAGAGGGACCAGAAUCUGCAGCUUCACAGAAGAGGGCAUAACCUUCCAUGGAAGCUGAAGCAAAGGAACAAGCUGGAACCGGUGAAAAGGAAGGUUUACAUCUGCCCGGAAAAGAGCUGCGUUCACCAUGACCCUUCCCGGGCACUAGGCGAUUUGACCGGGAUUAAGAAGCAUUUCAGCAGGAAGCACGGGGAGAAGAAGUGGAAGUGCGAAAAGUGUUCGAAGAAAUACGCAGUUCAGUCUGAUUGGAAAGCUCAUUCUAAGACCUGUGGGACUCGCGAGUACAAAUGUGACUGUGGCACACUCUUUUCCAGGAAAGACAGUUUUAUCACCCACAGAGCUUUCUGUGAUGCAUUAGCCGAAGAAAGUGCAAGAGUAACUUGUGUGGGCACAAAUAAUCUCAACUUCAAAACUGAGCAUCUGAAUCCCAAUCUGAUGAACAAUUUCGGUCACCCUGGGUUGACCGGAGGAGCUGGAAUUCCCCAAAUCGGAGUUGAUUUUGGGAAUCAUCAGCUGAAGCCCAGGCUUUCAUUAUGGUUGGAUCAGGCUAAUAAUUCUGGAACUCAUGUAGUGGAUAUGUCUGGGAAUUCAAAUCUGUUCAUGCCUUCAUCAAAUUCAACAGCAACAGGGAUACAUCAUGAUAUCAUGCAACUGUCAAACCCAAACAAUAUGUUCAGUUCUUCUCUAUCCUUAUCUUCAUUUCCACCACCACCACCACAACACCAACAAGGCCUCGUUGGCGUCGGAUUGAACUCGAAGGAUGGAGGAAUUAGUGAUACCAAAGGAAGCGGAAUGGCGGAAACCCUUCCUUCUUCUCUCUUCUCUAAUAACAACUCCCAGUCAUCAAAAUCUUCUUCGGCACCGAUGUCAGCCACUGCACUUCUUCAGAAAGCAGCUCAGAUGGGCUCAACCCAAAGUAACCCCUCAUUCUUCGGCACCAGUUUUGGGCUCAUGAACUCUUCUUCUGCUUCCAGCCCACAAAACUUCAACGGUGGUAGUCUUCAGGUGUUUGGGAAACAGCCCGAACAAAUCUUAACCGGGCCGGCAACAGCCGGUGGUGAUGGUUUGAUGGGAGGAGGAGGGUCGAACUUGACUUCGUCGGGAAGUUCCACAUUAACAAAUAGUAAUAAUAAUAAUCAGAUGGAUCAAUCGCCGACGACGAUGGUGCAAAAAACAGCAACUGAGAGUAGUACUAAUAAUACUCAGUCUGGUUCAACGUUGGGUUUUCACCCGGGUGGGUUCACCCGGGAUUUUCUUGGAAUGGGAGCUCCUGGAGAUGGUAACAUGGGUGGACGUCCUUUCUUGCCUCAUGAACUAGCUAAGUUCGCUUCCAUGAGUUCUGCUAUGGGUUUAGGCCAUUUUGGUUCCAGUACUUAAAAUCUUCUCUCUUUUUGGUUUUUGAUUCAAUAUGUAAAAUACAGUGAUCAGCAAAAAGCACCCUUUUAAUUUCUUCCUUUUUAAUCUUCAUAUGAAUUAUGAAACCCCUCGUUUCCCCCAUAAUGUUUUUUUUUUGCUUUGAUUUUGUUUAGGAUUAAUGAAGUGAACAAGGUAAUUGUUGAAGAAAGAAAUGGUCGUAAUUAGAACCAGAAAAAUCAUUACGACACAUUUCGACAAAUGACAAUUUUUUUUACAGAGUCCAGUGGGAAGAGAUCUUUGGGAUUUGGGAUUCAGCAAAUUUUUUGGGCAAAGGGGAGAGAUUGAAGCAUCAAUGCAAGCUGUUCGAUGGUGCAUUUUUUUUGUUUUUUGUCUGAGCGCCUGCGGAUCCAUCUGUGCCUCUUUGGUGGUACUGGUUUCGGAGCUUCGCUAGCUUUUUAGUCUUUAUCCCUAACUCCGGUCGAUCUUACCACGUUUUUUUCUUAUGCAUUUUGUGAAAAAAAAAAUACGUAAAAUAAAAUUUGGCAUUUUGGAGUUGAACGACACGGAAUACUAUGAAAUCCGUUGACAACACGUCAAAGUAAUCCACCCAUCUCGUCAACGUUGGUGCGUGUAACAGUCAUCUUUUAC